This is a messenger RNA of Botrytis sinoallii, 862 nucleotides long. RefSeq lists its product as uncharacterized. Bases 110 to 862 code for a protein of 250 amino acids. NCBI's taxonomy places the organism in Eukaryota, Fungi, Ascomycota, Leotiomycetes, Helotiales, Sclerotiniaceae. The transcript is spliced from 2 exons. The record is from RefSeq and is a predicted model, not a curated record.
CAAUGUGGAUAAACAUGCUGACAGUGCAUAGCAGCUUGACGACACCCUUCUUUAAAAACUCGUCCAGAGUCUCUGUAAUUUUUCUCCUCGGCCACUAUUUUUCGUCGAAAUGCCAUAUUAUUCUCUAGCGAAGAAUUCCGUAAGCGAAACUUUGAAGUUUCCAAUAUGUGCAGAUUGCGAGGACAUCAUCAAUGUCGCAAUACCAAAGUCAAAGGGCUUUCGCAAUUUUCGACGGUUUGCUUCUUCCGAACCGUAUAGCGCUAUCGAGUACUUUGCUAGGCGAGGUUGCGCAUUGUGCAAGCUCGUACUUGCAAUAUCCCAAAGUCCCAGCUAUUCGGCAAUGAAUAAUAACAGCUCAGGAGGCGGCGCGGUAUCAAAUGUACAGAGAUUCCUGUGGUCAGAGAAUCAAUAUGCGGAUAUUACCAUUCUUCGGCCCGAACUAGCUGGUAUUCGUGGUUCAAAUGUACCCAUUCAAACUCAUCAGAUUGCUAAGUGGUCUGGUUCCACCGCAAGUAUCACGCUGGCAAACAAAUGGGUUCAAAAUUGCAUCAACAGCCAUGAAAGAUGUAAGCCUUCAACAAAAUUAGCUUCAAGCUUGCCAUCACGAUUGCUUGAAAUUAAAUUUUCGAAAACGAGACAUCGUUACUGCGUUCGUCUUUGCAUUGCAAAUAUACCACCAAAUUCCAAAUAUGCAACACUAAGUCAUGUAUGGGGGAAUUUGCAUUUCGUUAAACUGCUCAAAAGCAACUUCGCGUCUUUUCAGAAAGACAUACCAAUAUCCAGCUUGACUAGAACCUUUCAGGAUGCACUUAAGCUGGCUCUGAGAGUUGGAUUCCACUACCUAUGGAUAGAUUCCCUAUGA